Pocillopora meandrina is the source of this 2229-nucleotide messenger RNA. Lineage: Eukaryota; Metazoa; Cnidaria; Anthozoa; Scleractinia; Pocilloporidae. The record is from the annotation of a GenBank genome assembly.
AUGGAAUUUCAGUCCGUGUUAUCUGCUGUUUAUAGCAUUUUCAUAUUGGCGUCACUAUUCGGGAACUCGAUGAUCAUCCACAUCAUACGAACAAAUAACUCCAUGAAAACUACCACCAACUAUUUGAUUUUGAAUCAGGCUUGCGGUGAUCUCUACCGAACAUUAGUUGAAUUAAAAAAUAUUACCUUUCGUUCAAUGGGAAAUAAGUGGUUUGGAGGAUUCUUAGGUUUGAUAACCUGCAAGUUGUUUCUGGCGAACUUGUUUCUUCCAACCAUCUUUUCAGUUUGGAUUCUUGCACUUAUUGCUGUUGAUCGCUUUUAUGCGGUGACUCGAACUAUGCGCACAUCGCAUUUGUCACAACAUUUAAAGAAGAUAGUUUUUACACUGUGGAUAUGGUCGCUAGCUUCUUCUGCAGACGUUCUUAUUAAGGGAAGCAUGAAAAGGACUGGAGACCAUUUCGUUUGCUAUUUAGAACACAUCUUCGAACAGUGGAAACUAUUUUACUCUAUCACUGUGACUCUGAAUUUGUUCCUGCCUCUUGUUACAAUGGCGUUUCUCUAUGGGAUUGUUUGCUCUAAAUUAUGGUCUCGUGAGGUACCAGGAGAAGGAACCAAUCAGAAUCGAAGACAAGCUGAGGCCAUUAAAACAGCAAGAAAAGUUACACUGAUGAUGAUUACGCUCGUGGCGUUGUAUUUGUUGUGUUUCUUUCCUUUUUACAUCGGAAUCACGCUGAAAUUUUUUGGUUAUGUGCACAUCAAUCCAAAUAAGUUAGCUUCAAGUCUGUUGCUAGUAGCAUUUGCAUACAGCGGAAUCAAUCCUUACGUCUACUUCAUCUACAGUAGGAACUUUCGAAACGGAUUUAAAAAUCAUUGUAGAAAUUGCUGUAAGAGAUCACGGGUUGAUGUUGCUGUUUUUUUCCGAGCUAAAAAUAUCGAGCUGCAGGAAAUACCGGUUGAACAACCCUAAACAUUUAUCGCGGGUACGUUUUUAUUCGAUGGGAUGGGUCUAAGUUGUUUUUAAGUAAGCCAGCAACACACAUACAAAGACAUAGAGAGGAGGGAUAAAAACAAAUGGUCAGGAAACAUAUCAAAAACUACAAGGCUUGGGGGCGUAGGAUCCUUUGUGUCAAAGACCGGACAAAUAAUUAUUAUAUAGAGGUGAUAGUGAAUCACUUGUUGACAAUAAGAUAAUAUUGAAGAUUAUUCUACCAAAAUAAAUGCAUAGCAUAUAUCUACCGGUUCUAAGAUUUUCCAUAUUGUCAUGAAUAUUUCAACUCGUCUUGCUCUACGUUCCUAGCAAUAUGCACACAUUUACUUGUUUGGCGCUCCUCAAUAUUUCGAAUUCAGUCUCACCGCUAAUUCUUUCUUAAAUGUGCCCCUUUUUAUUGAUGGAAAUUAAUUUCCUAUAUUUUUCUCUGAAGGAUGUGGCACAUUGAGAGGCAGUAGGAAUAUGGUUUUUGGGAAAGACAAUUUACUUAAAAAUAAAUUUUUCUUAUAAUGAUAAACAUAUAUGUAUUGAAUACUCCAUACAGUAAAUGGACUCUGAUGAUGACUUCCACUCAGGUUGUCGAAACGUCAGUCACCACUACCGACAAGAGUCCUUCACAGGCUGCAGUCACCCGGACGUUCAAAAUACACUUUUCAUACUCCAUACAGUAUUGCCUUUCCUUUAGGCAGGAAGUAGUAAAUCAAAUUUAUUUGGAUCUAUGUACUGUGUGUUUAGCAUUGCACGUGAUAUUGAAUUUUCUUUGAAAGAGAACAAAUAAAAUAAAACAAAAAAAAAAUCACUACUUAGAUCAAUAAGUUAUGCUGUAUGCAGCAAUCAACUUUGGUUUUAACUUACUCGAGAUUAUCAAAUCGCACUCUCGCGAUUUUUUUCAUCACUCGUAUGAUUACAGACCAAAUUUGGACUCCACUUGGUCCUAUUACCAAAGAGCUCUUUGAAAACCACUGCAAGCCACGAAUGGUUUUAUGUCAUUUCUUCAACUGAUGAAGACUAUUCAUUACAUUUCAUAAAGCAGGUUGUGGUUUGGAGAAAAUGCAGUUGCAGAUUUUACUUGCAAGUUCUUUCUGACAAGCUUAUUUGUUCUACCUGACUUCUCAAUUUGAUUACUCGUAGUGAUUGGUAUCGAUCGCUAUUACGUAGUGAGUCGACCUCUGCAAAGAUCUCCCGUAUCUUGAAAAUGCUAAUAAUAAUAUUGUAGGUAUCAGGUUUUCUUUCAUCGACUAA